This is a messenger RNA of Enhydra lutris kenyoni (northern sea otter), 1231 nucleotides long. Its product is annotated as ubiquitin conjugating enzyme E2 A. Gene Ontology annotation, biological process: protein polyubiquitination; DNA repair; proteasome-mediated ubiquitin-dependent protein catabolic process. The transcript has 6 exons. Lineage: Eukaryota; Metazoa; Chordata; Mammalia; Carnivora; Mustelidae. Bases 194 to 652 code for a protein of 152 amino acids. The record is from RefSeq and is a predicted model, not a curated record. Gene Ontology annotation, cellular component: HULC complex. Gene Ontology annotation, molecular function: ubiquitin conjugating enzyme activity.
UGGUUCAGCCCCCGUCUACUCCGGGGUGGUGCUUAGUCGGCGCCAGACGGACCCUCGACUUCGGAGGGGCAGUGCCGUUCCUCUGGGCGCUCCCUCGGCGUCCGCUUCGGCUCCUUCAGCUUCCUCGGCCUCCUCAGCGUCCGCCGGGACCCGAGACCUCGGUGUAUGCCCCACCCCUGACUCCGCUAGAGAUAUGUCCACCCCGGCUCGGCGCCGCCUCAUGAGGGACUUCAAGAGGUUGCAGGAGGAUCCUCCGGCGGGAGUCAGCGGGGCUCCGUCCGAGAACAACAUAAUGGUUUGGAACGCGGUCAUUUUCGGGCCUGAAGGGACCCCAUUUGAGGAUGGAACAUUUAAGCUUACAAUAGAAUUCACCGAAGAAUAUCCAAAUAAGCCACCUACGGUUAGAUUUGUUUCUAAGAUGUUUCAUCCAAAUGUCUAUGCAGAUGGUAGUAUAUGUCUGGACAUACUUCAGAACCGCUGGAGUCCAACCUAUGAUGUGUCUUCCAUUUUAACAUCCAUACAGUCCCUAUUGGAUGAACCCAAUCCCAAUAGUCCAGCAAACAGCCAGGCUGCUCAGCUGUACCAGGAGAACAAGCGGGAAUAUGAGAAACGUGUUUCUGCAAUAGUAGAACAGAGCUGGCGUGACUGUUGACCCGGGUGCAGCAAAAGAAGAGGCUGGUCAUAAGAAAAAUAUAUAUUGAUGUGUUUGUCACCUUCCUAUUCCUCAGUGUCAUUACAUUACUUUAUUAAAAGCAAAAUAGCUGUCGUGCUGUUUCCAUCUUCCCUUGCCGAGUUCUUCCUACCCCUUCUCCCCUCUCCUUGAACAUCAGAAAACACCCUCUACGAGAUCAAAUGUACUGUACCUGGGUUACGUGCGGAAAUUACUAAUGCUUCACCCCUCUUCUGUCGUCUCAUCUCCAGCUUUAGGGUGGUAUUGUGUUACUGUACUCUACACUAAGCUUUUAAAGUGAAUUGUUGUACAAGUGGUGCUUACGCAUAGCUUGAUGGCCGGGAUGUUAUUUUUAACAAAAGGAUUGCUAAAGCGUUUCUUCCUGGCUGGUCCUUCACUUGCGUUGGAUUUAGAAGUGAAAGUUUGGAAUACGGCCUCUGAAAAACGGGAACAAAUCCACAUAAACACCUAUUCUAAAAGAGCAAUGGAGGCUAAAAAUGCUAUAAUACUAAGAUCAAGCCAAAAUGAAUUACAAGACGGUUUUGGUUUUUUUUUUUUUUU